Messenger RNA from Vollenhovia emeryi, 588 nucleotides. RefSeq lists its product as uncharacterized. The annotation marks the transcript as partial. Lineage: Eukaryota; Metazoa; Arthropoda; Insecta; Hymenoptera; Formicidae. The transcript is spliced from 2 exons. The record is from RefSeq and is a predicted model, not a curated record. Gene Ontology annotation, biological process: DNA integration. Gene Ontology annotation, molecular function: nucleic acid binding.
CACCGUACAAUCCAUCAACAAAUGGACAAGCAGAAAGAUUUGUACAAACCCUGAAAAACUCCUUGCGGCGCAUGAGAAGCAAUUCAUCUAAUAUGCAUAUUUUAUUACAACAAAUACUUAUGCAAUACAGAAACACUAGUCAUGCCGCGACAGGAAAAUCACCAGCGGAAUUAAUGUUCGCGAGAAGACUACAUACGCGUUUAGAUUUAUUAUUACCUACCGAAAAAGAAUGUAUACAAACAGAAAGCAAGCCAGUACCGAUUGUUUUCGAGGUAGGAAAAAGACUAGAUGAUGGACGAAUUUGGAAAAGACACAUUAAUCAAAUGCGUGCGAUAGGCGAGAAAACACCAGCGAAGAUGUUACAGGACAUAAUUUCCAGUAACGAUUUUACAAUAGAUAAUACUCCACCAGAAAUAGAAAGGCCAUUACAGCAAGCACCAGAGGAACCAGAGCAUUUACAACAAGAGUUGCAUCAUCAAACAAUACCUGUGGAAAAUAGCAAUGAAACACAGGAAAAUCUCCCGGAUAGAGCCACAGAACCCAUAGUGGAAACUCCUACACGAGUUUCAAGGUCACCAAGAAGACCAC